AUUAUACAGAUCUACUAAAUAAAGCUAUGUCUAUUAUUCUUUACUUGCUCCUUUCUCAACGCAUCAUCAUCUCAUUACCUGCCGGAUCGACCUCAAAUUCGAUCCCAACUCAAACCGAUGCAAACUCCAAGCAGUACAGCCUCCUUCCUACAUCUGAAGCAAGAACGCCGCCUCAUCAACCGCGUGGCGACGGCGACGGCGAGGCAACCAUGUGUGGCUGCUGCGGCGAGUGCUGGGACAAUGUCAAGGACUGGCUCAUCUGUCUCGCCGUCGUCAUCGGCCUCAUCGUCAUCGCCGGCGUCGUCAUCGUCAUCGUCAUCUUCGGCGGGCCUCUCCGCCACGUCAGGAUCCGCGUGGAGGACGCGUCGCUCACCCGGUUCGCGCUGGUGACCACGCCCACGACGGCGCUCGCCUACAACCUCACGCUGGCGCUGACCGUGCGCAACCCGAACUGGGCCAUCGGCAUCAAGCACGACAAGCCGCUGGAGGCCGCGUACAGCUUCGACGGGCAGCCGUUCGAGCGCGUGCACGUCGCCGACAAGGGCGACAAGCAGGGUCCCCGGAAGACGGUGGUGUACCACCUGGCGUCGAGCUCGGAGGCCCGCGGCGUGGCGCUCGGCAACGCCGGCGAGGCCGAGUUCAGGAAGGAGAACGCCACGGGGGUGUUCGAGGUGGAGGUGGCGGUGACGGGGAAGUUCAAGUACACGCUGCGCAAGACCAAGUGCAAGAUCGAGGCCACCUGCCCACUCAAGCUGCAGCUCGCCGCGCCGGGGGCAACGUCCGUCGUGUUCCAGAAAGUCGACUGCGAGCUCGCCAAGUCCGACGACAAGUACUGCUAGAGAUGAUGAUUAUAUUGGUUUGCAAAUGCAUUGAUUUUGAUUUGGAGCUCAUGUGCUGUGUUUUACUCAUCCUGUCCCCCUCUUAUUGGUCCUUGUUGCAAUUGAGUUGAACUGUGUGUUGAACUCUCUCUCUCUCUCUCUCUCUCUCUCUCUCUCUCUCUCUCUCUGUGUGUGUGUGUGUGUGUGUGUGUGUUUCGCCUUUCACAUUAUUCAUUGUUUUCGAUGGCAAAUGUUUGAACAAGAGUUCUUCACAUGAGAUUUAAACAAUGCAGCAAUGUAUUCCUGUUUCACAAAC
Messenger RNA from Sorghum bicolor (sorghum), 1134 nucleotides. RefSeq names its product NDR1/HIN1-like protein 10. The record is from RefSeq and is a predicted model, not a curated record. Gene Ontology annotation, biological process: defense response to other organism. Lineage: Eukaryota; Viridiplantae; Streptophyta; Magnoliopsida; Poales; Poaceae. The transcript has a single exon. Bases 27 to 839 code for a protein of 270 amino acids.